AUGGACGGACAACAACAGCAGCAGUCAAACAUUUCGGUAGGAUUGCCGACAUCAUCAGCCGAGGCCAUCGAUUAUAAAAUGAUGACUACGACCAGUACGUUCAUCAUCGGUGCCGAUUCAUUGCAUAUUAAUAAAGAGCUCGGCGUCGGCGAGUUUGGUGUCGUCCAACAGGGUGUAUGGUGUUCGCCAGAAAGCAAACGAAUACAAGUGGCCAUCAAAUGCCUAUCGAGUCAGCGAUUCGAUACAUCCCGCCUGGAGUUCCUCAAAGAGGCCCGAAUUAUGCACAACAUAUCGCACGAACACAUCGUUCGCCUGUACGGCGUCGUACUGGAACCGUCCCUAAUGUUGGUCACUGAAUUGGCACUGUUGCGGUCGCUACUCGAGUGUCUGAAAGACCCGUCACUCGUUUGCCAGUUCCCAGUGAUAACAUUGUGCAAUUUUGCUGCACAAAUUGCCGACGGUAUGUCCUAUCUGGAACAUCAAUGCCUGAUUCAUCGGGAUUUGGCCGCAAGAAACAUACUAAUUUUCGGCACAAAUAUGAUUAAAAUAUCAGACAUUGGUCUCUCGGCAGCAUUAUGUGUUAAUAAUAAUUAUUAUUAUAAUAAUAUGGCAUGGAUUGCAACAGAAGUAUCUGUAUUUUUUAAAUUUACAUCAAUGUCCGAUUGUUGGGCAUACGGUGUCUGCCUGUGGGAAAUGUUUUCGUACGGUUUUCAACCGUGGGCUGACCUAACCGGCCAGCAAAUACUUGAGGCCAUAGACGAACCCAGCUAUCAGCGCCUCGAACAGCCCGAGUGCUGUCCGCGGAAAUACUAUGCACUGAUGCUCAGGUGUUGGCAACAUGAACCAACCGCAAGACCACGGUUUGCCGAAAUUGUAUCGAUUUUACCCGAUUGUCUACCCGUAUUGGUUCAGGCGGUCAAGAUUUGUGAGAGCAGUACCGGCGACGGCGGUGCAGCUACUGCUGGAGACUACAAUACCACCGGUACUACUAGUAAUUCAAACGUAUCGACUAAAGUGCUAUUAGACUAUAAAAUCGGUGAUAUUAUUACGGUUUUAGAUAAAAGCGUCCUAAACAAUGGUAAAACCGGUUAUUUUAAUCCAAGCGAUAGUAUCUCUGAUUGUGUUGUGGAAGUGGUCGACUCAGACCAAAAUGUUUGUCAAGAAAUGUUAGCAUUGCUUUGGUUGGUCUGUCGUAUGCGAACUGUGCCGCCGGUGUCGACACCGACUUCAUGA
Molecule: messenger RNA, 1233 nt
Organism: Oppia nitens
Lineage: Eukaryota; Metazoa; Arthropoda; Arachnida; Sarcoptiformes; Oppiidae
Product: activated Cdc42 kinase-like
Exons: 5
Coding region: 1-1233 (410 amino acids)
Biological process (GO): protein phosphorylation
Molecular function (GO): protein tyrosine kinase activity; ATP binding
Source: RefSeq, a predicted model, not a curated record